This is a messenger RNA of Mucor mucedo, 3166 nucleotides long. Its product is annotated as kinase-like domain-containing protein. The record is from RefSeq and is a predicted model, not a curated record. Gene Ontology annotation, biological process: microtubule cytoskeleton organization; intracellular signal transduction; protein phosphorylation. Bases 356 to 3091 code for a protein of 911 amino acids. NCBI's taxonomy places the organism in Eukaryota, Fungi, Mucoromycota, Mucoromycetes, Mucorales, Mucoraceae. The transcript is spliced from 5 exons. Gene Ontology annotation, cellular component: cytoplasm. Gene Ontology annotation, molecular function: ATP binding; protein serine/threonine kinase activity; tau-protein kinase activity.
CAAAAAGGGUAGGUUAAGCAUUCUAAAAUCAUUUACAGCCCAUGCCAAAGAAAAAAAAUUAAUCAUAGCUCUUCAGAGUAAAGUUUAUCAGUCAAAUGAAAAGAAACAGGUCAACAAAUACUUCAACGCCACACGAUGGCCGAAAAAAAGGAUUGGUACCUUAAAAGUUUUAAACGCCUACCAAAUAUUUUAUUUUUACGCAUGUCGCGUGUACGACUAUAGAAUGGCAAUGCCAGGCAUAAACAAGAAACGCUUACAAGAAACAACUACUAAAAUAGAGCGAGGACAAUUUGGAACUCCUUGAUAAAAAAACAUUUUUUUUUUUUUGUAAUUAUUUGCUUUUACUUUCUUUAUAAUGACACCAAGCGUUGAGGAAGAUUCCAGCUCCUCAUUGGACAAUACAAGCUAUUUUGAAAUGGAUAAACAAUCUGGUAAACUAGUUGUAGGACCCGAAGGAAACACCAUACUAUGUGAUUCACCAGCACCUUCUGAAUUACCACCUUAUUCGAGUCCUGACGAAGCAUCGACUUCCAAAGAAAUACUUCGUAAACGACAUUCAGUGAAUGCUAGUAGACGAUCGAUAUCAACAGAACGUACCAAACCUAGAAGAGUGAUUGGUAACUUCACUUUGGUUAAUACGCUGGGUUCUGGAUCGAUGGGAAAAGUACGCCUGGCAGUACAUAACAUUACAGGUGAUAAGCUUGCAGUUAAAAUUGUCCCACGCCGACAACCUAGAGAUGGUAAAUCUAGUAGGAAGAAGGAAAAAGAUGAACACCGCGAAGUGAGGACGAUUAGAGAGGCCAGCAUCAUGUUAUUACUUCAUCAUCCUUAUAUUGUCAGCCUCAAGGAAUUGGUCAUAUUGGAUUCGUAUUACUAUCUAUUUAUGGAAUAUGUAAAUGGUGGCCAGCUAUUAGAUUACAUCAUUUCUCAUGGUAAAUUAAAAGAAAAGCAAGCCAGGAGAUUUGCUAGACAAAUAGUGAGUGCAUUAGACUACUGUCACCGAAAUUCAAUUGUUCAUAGGGAUUUAAAGAUUGAAAAUAUCUUGAUUUCACAAUCUGGCAAUAUCAAAAUUAUAGAUUUUGGAUUGUCCAAUCUUUUUUCGCCUCGUUCUUCAUUAAAUACUUUUUGCGGUUCGCUUUACUUUGCUGCGCCCGAAUUAUUAAAUGCAAAAGCAUAUACGGGGCCUGAAAUAGACGUAUGGAGUUUUGGUGUUGUCUUGUACGUGCUUGUAUGUGGUAAAGUUCCUUUUGAUGAUCAAAAUAUGCCGGCAUUACAUGAAAAGAUUAAAAGGGGUGUGGUUGACUAUCCCUCACAUUUGAGUACAGAUUGCAAAAGCGUCCUAUCUCGAAUGUUGGUAACAAAUCCAGCACAUCGCGCCACGGUGUCAGAAGUUAUUAUUCACCCUUGGAUGAAUAAAGGCUAUGAUGCACCGGUUAACAACUAUUUGCCAGACAGACCCCCAUUGACAUUGCCUAUUGAUAUGGACGUGGUUCGAGGUAUGACUGGUUUUGAAUUUGGAACUGAGGCUGAAAUUAAAGAUAAAUUGGAAAAGAUCAUCACAUCCAUUGAAUAUCAAAAAGCUGCCAAAAUUUUGGCAGAUCGUACAGCAGAAACACACCGAAACCAUCGGCAAGGCCAUACUUCAAGAUUUUCACCGCAUACUAGCAAAAAAGCUUUUGUGUUACCUAAUGAAGAUCCACAAUCAAUCCCGGCUGCUUAUCAUCCUUUAGUCUCGAUAUAUUAUUUGGUUAGGGAACGAUUAGAUCGAGAAAAUGAACAAAACUCACCACUAAGUCCAGAUACAGCAAUAUCUUCCAGUUUACGCAUACCAGAUAUAACUUUACCUGAGAACGCACAUGCUUCAACAAACAUACCGUAUGAAUCUGUAUUUGGAGAUGAAUCCGUCUCAUCUGGUGUUGCGUAUGGAAAGAAGGGUAAGGCGACUAUUCAUGUGGAUGAAGAUGGGCAUAUGCUGGAGACACCUAAUACGGACACACUUCAUGCUAUUGAAAACGGCAUCAAUCGAUUGUUUACACGUACUCGAUCUAACCAGUCUUCAGAAAACACGGAUGAGGGAUCUCCGGGAGGACGUGAUUCCAAUAAUGUCCUUCGUCGUUUAAGUCUUGCAUUAUCUCGUACAUCUACAGAUAAGGGAUCAAGAUCACGUAAGUCGAGUGCAACCCAUGGAGAAACCACGGUACUAUCGUCUACGUCCACCCCCAUACAAAUCCCUUCACGAGAAAAUGAUGGCAAAUACCUAUCCAAAUCCUAUGUGUCGCCCAAAUUCCCCAAUUCGAAAUACAACUCACAGUAUCAUCAUACUUCUGAUCAAAGCCAAAGCUUACAACAGUCAGAUUUGGAUGUGGCUACGGCUGCUGCUGCUGCUGCUUCCGUCUCGUCGGCAAAUACAUCCAACAGCAACACCUUCGGAAACAAAAUUAGCAAGAUAUUACCGCGAAGAAUGACUUUAGGACAAUCCAACAUAAAUGCCGAAAAUCAUAAUAACUUUUUGAAUAUGGUACAUGGUCAUCAUCACCAUGAAGCUCGGGGCACUUCUAAAAAGUCGCCUACCAAAAACCCAUCAUUGGUUGUGGAUUGUGAAAAGAAAAAAGUGCAUGAUCAUGAACAGUCAUUCCCCGCCACUGCAGGUGGAUCUUUCCAACAAAAGGGUACGGCCGAUGAGAAUAUUAAACCUGUUUUCUUAAAGGGAUUGUUCUCUGUGACUACGACUUCGACAAAGCACCCCUCGGUGAUACGUGCAGAUCUGAUACGUGUAUUGGAGCGUAUUGGAGUGAAAUGGCGAGAAAGUAAAGGACGAUUUGAAUGUGUUCAUAUGCCUAGUAUUGAUUUAAAUGUGGUGGUGAAUGACGAGUUAGAGGAUCAACAUUCGUUUUCUUCGGAAGAAGCUACGACAGCUGCAACGAAUACGCCUGUAGUGCCAGUACCGGAUCUAGUUGUGCGGUUUGAGAUAUAUAUAGUUAAGGUGCCAUGGUUGUUAGGUAUGCAUGGCCUACAAUUUCGUAGAGUGGGUGGAGAUCCAUGGCAAUACAAAAACAUGUGUAGCAAAAUAUUAACUGAACUAAAACUGUGAAAGAUAAAAAGAACACACAUAUAUUCCCCUCCCCAAAAACACAAUUGUAAAUAUGCAAUAUAAACAAAUACAUCC